This is a messenger RNA of Prunus armeniaca (apricot), 870 nucleotides long. NCBI's taxonomy places the organism in Eukaryota, Viridiplantae, Streptophyta, Magnoliopsida, Rosales, Rosaceae. The record is from the annotation of a GenBank genome assembly.
AUGCUUGUAACAAAUCAAGCUAUAUGUGCAACUGUCCAGUGCAGCCCUGAUUUGGACAAACAAAACUGCAGCUAUUGCCUUAAAGAGUCCAUCUCAGAUAUUCCACUGUGUUGCGGUGAUGUGGAUGGAGGAAGAGUUCUUAGACCCAGCUGUUAUUUGAGGUUUGAGUCCAAUCAUUUCUAUGAGUCUGGAGCAGGUACCCUAAUAAACCUUCCAGGCGAACAAGCUUUCUACUGCUUCUCACGCAGAAGAUCAGUAAGAGACAAGUACAGUAACAGUACUGCCCCAUUUGGGAAUGAUACAAACAGUGUCGAGUCCUUGCAAUUUGACUUGGGAACUAUUGAAACUGCCACCAGCAAGUUUUCUGACAAUAACAAGUUAGGUGAAGGCGGAUUUGGUGUCGUCUUCAAGGAGUUCUUGAAUUUAACAGUUUGGUCAGAAAAUUGCAUCAGUGUUCGUAGCCUUCUAUAUGAUUCUCCAUCCACAGAUGGAAAGUUGUACAGAUUGAUCACAGCACUUAUGGAACAAUCUGGACAGUUGAUUGCACUGGCAUGUGAGUAUCUUUACAUCCACAGAUGUGAGUUACUUGCGCAGGAAGCUUGUACGAUUAACUGUCUAGGAUUUUGGAACAUGUUUAAACUUAAACCCAAAGUGAAUCACAACUCCAUCGAAACCUUGACUGGUUCAAAUUAUAGCAAAUGGAAACAAGAUCUGGAAAUAUCUCUAGGUUUUCUGGAUUACGAUUUUGUGCUCAGAGAGGAACCUCCCCAGGAACCAGCUGCAGAUGCUUCUGCAGAAACUAAGACUAAGUUUGCCAAAUGGGAAAAGGCAAACAAGAUGGCUAUGUUAAUCAUGCAAAGGGCUAUGUGA